This is a messenger RNA of Anopheles coluzzii, 3034 nucleotides long. RefSeq lists its product as uncharacterized. The record is from RefSeq and is a predicted model, not a curated record. Bases 1152 to 1964 code for a protein of 270 amino acids. The transcript is spliced from 2 exons. Lineage: Eukaryota; Metazoa; Arthropoda; Insecta; Diptera; Culicidae.
UAGCGCUAAAUAAAUUAAAUGCAAACAAAUUCCUGCGCCUUUUUAUUACAUUUUGUUAACAGCGCGGCGCUAGGCAUGAAAUAUUGAGUUCAUUUCGCAAGAGGCUGUCGCUGCCCAAAAGUUCGCCCCAAACAUCUCGCACUUCUUUAACCCCACACAAAAGUGGCUCAUUGUUAACGUGCGCGUGAAUACUUAACCGCACCAGGGAAGUGAUAUUUUAUAACCCUUCGCCCUCAUUACGUUCCGAACCCGAAACGCCGGGGAGCUUUCUUUAAAGCGCAACGCUUCAAACACACACACACAAACACAGCCCCAAAUAACUGCUGACAUCGAUUAUUGUUUUCCUAACCCUUCCGCUUCAUUCGUUCGAUGGGCCGGGGGCAGUCGGUCUAGAGUUUCAUUUCGCCUUCUCCGCAUCAUCCCCAUCCCCCUCAAAAACAGCAUGAAUAAUUUAUAGUGAUAAUUGUAAUGCUUACCUACCCGUACUCGCGUAACCUUCGUGUUCAAAUAACAGCAUGGACAUGGUCUCGAAGCUCAUAAAUCCUACAGCGAGUCAGCGAGACCAGUACAGGGGGCUCCCGAGACGUGUUUGGAUGUCUAUCAUUCGAUGCUCUGACCCGCUGCUGGCCACAGUCGGGAUGAUGUAACAAUGUAUUCACAGCAUCAAGCCGUCCGCUCUAGCCACAGCGCCACAGCUGUCCAUCUAUGAUGAGAAAGUUCAUCUGGCUGAUGUGUGCCCCGUAGCCAAGCUCUAGCGGCGAGGUAAAGGCAGGCCCGCAUGCAGUGUGGCGUAUGAUUUUGAAGCAAUAGCCGUGUGCGAGAUGCAAAUGUUUGGCAUCUUGGCAUCUUGCGUAUCUUCUUUGGAGCAUCAAACGGCGCAAUGGUUUCUCCCCUUCCACCGUGUGGACUGUGGAUCCAAGGGGCGGACCAGGCUUCGGAAAUGGAGUCUGAUUUGGUGUGUGUGUGUGUGUGUGUUGCUGGUGGACGUAAUGGAACGGUUGUUUGUCCGGAUCCGGUCACACCGAGUGCGUUGAAAGAAGUUAUAAAAGUAUCCGAACUGAAGAUGGGCCCAGUCAGUGCUGUAUGAUCAGUUCCGGUGGCUGGACGUACUGCGGCGGGUUGCUGUGGACCACCCUUGGAAAAGUUCAAACAUGGAAAUCUGUUUCUCACUUUUACUCCAAAGCAUAGCAAUUCUGGGCCUCGAUGGAUUACCAAAGCGUCGGUGGAAGUUUAGCCGGGAAUUACUGCUAAGUCGCUGCUGUCUACUAGCCCUGUUACUAGUGCUAUGCUGCCAGCUAACACCCACCGUUCAGGGAGUUCCCCGAAGACACACCGCCAAAGCUUACGAUGCAGAAGAGGGAUACUACGAGUCCGACGGUAGCUACGAGGAAGAUGACGACGAGCAGCACUACGGAACAGGUGAGACGAUCCAUCACGGUGCCGGCAACCCGCACGACGAUAACGAUUCUGUGGAAAUAGAGUACGAAGAGCAUGACGGACAUCAUCAUCAUCAUCAUCUACCGAACGGGGUCGCCGAGUCGGACGAAUCCAGCGAAGAUCAUACCGAAGAUGCUUUCAAUAACGCCAACCUGCUAGCCCAACUCGGCAUCCAGCAGAAGCUACCGGAAGGGUACGGGAAGAGCAAGAAGAAAGGCAAACACUACGGACCGCCGCCGGUUACGAUCGCCGUCCCGUACCCGGUGCACAUCGAGCGGAAGGUUCCGGUGUUUAUCGAGAAGAAGGUUCCGGUGAUCGUGGAAAAGCAGGUGGAAGUGCCCGUCGACCGACCGUACGAAGUGCCCGUGCCGGUGAAAGUGCCCGUCCACGAGAAGGAAGUGAUACACGUGCCGAAACCGAUCGUCUUCAAUGUGGACCGACCGUACCCGGUGUUUGUGCACCGGACUGUGUUUGUGGACAAGUACCGGCCGUUCAAAGUGUUGAUCAAGUCGAGAAGUCGCUACUAGACGCGCGUGUGUUUGACGGUUUAAAACUGGCUACUGCGAUGACGUUAGACUAGAGGUUGGAGGUGAGUCUGCAAAUGAAAGUUGCUAACAGGUGGCAGUGCCAACUUGAUCGAACAUACCAGCAACAUUGUAGCGUCCAAACCGGACGAAAUGAAAGUGUCAAUGAACUGUGGUGCUUGAAACAGCUUGAAAGAGUGCUUUUUCGGCUUCAAAAACACACACUGCGCCUAAUCCGUUCGCCAAUUUUCGGCGGGGAAACCGCUGCUGUGUGACUUAGGUAAUAUAUCCGCACCGUACAUUUCGGUUUCGGUUCCCUUUCUUUCGGGGGUGGCUGAAAAGGUUGCGGCUGUGGUGGAGGAAUCGAAUCAACUGCACGAGUGAAACUGUUGUGGCACUGUGGCCACUUCGGUCUUCUUUGCUGCGCGCGGUGCCACCACGCACGUAACCGCACGCUCUAAAGCGAACGAAACCAAAAGUAACGAGUACCUUGUGUGACUGCCAAUACCGUGUGGCUGGCCCUACUGCUUUGCUGCUGCUAUUAUGACUGUACACGCUCGUUCGCUUCGUGUUCGGCACGGUUGACGGAUCGGUUCGGUGUGCAAACCGUUGUUUGUUAGUGAUUUGUUUCAUUUUCUUCUGUGCAUGCGUGUAUGUGUGUGUGAGUGUAAAGAUACGAAAUUUCGGUGCUCCGCCACUCUAAACCCUGUCCAACAAUAAUCCAUGCAAAUUAAUCGGCCACUUGGAAAGAAUGGUGGUACUUAUUAGUCAGCAGCUGAUGGGUUGUUGUUAUCUCAUCGAUCGGCCUAGCAUCGCCGGGGCAUCUCCAGCAGACCUUAUCGUUUGAUUUUUUUUAAAAUGUUGUUGUUGAGGUUUAGACGAUGACCACAGCAGACCGGUGCGAGUGGUUGAAGCAAACGAGCCAGAUAAUACGCGCGAUAAAAGGUGCGAUGAAAUGCAUGAUUGAUGAUUGGUCGUUGAGUGUGAAAGGGUUUGAUAGUUUGCACAUCACGUUGUGAAAAGUGUCUGUCUGAUAGCUUUUAGUAUUUGUUCUGAAUAACGAGAUAAGAUUA